UCGUUUUACCCUCAUGGACUCUGUUUUUAACAGUUUGGUCAGAAACAUAAACAGCCUGCUGGAGGUCAUUUUGAAGGAUCUCAGAGUGUAACUUCUGUUCCUCUUUGCACAAAGGUCCAAGUACCAAUCCUGCAGCUGGGUAAAUGCCCUUCUACCACCCUGUCAGCUCUCCUAGUGUGUCCGGUAUGUCCUAUAGGCAUCGUACAGGCAUUUACACUAGGACAGCCUUAAGAGUGAAUCCAUCGCACUGGCUGAAUAACUGGAUAGUUGGUAAAGUACGUCAGUGGGUCAUCCCCCUCAUCUCCAGAUUCUGAUUCCAGUACAGAGGGCAUGUGAGUGGGCUUCGGAUGUUGCUCAUUUAGAACUUUACAGAAAGCAUUUCCUUCCUUUUAAAAGUUUCACUUCACGUUCCUGAACUUGGUGUCCCAGAUGAUUUUCUUCAUGUGAAGCUCUGUGAUAAGGUGAAGGUAGAAAGUGUGUGUGAGCUGAUGUGGAUGUGAAUUCAGCAGCAUGGAUCAGUGUGAGGACAGAGAGGAGGGAGUCCCUCCAUCUAAAACCACUCUGUGUGGGGAACAUGAGAGCCAGACCAAAGCUCAGAGGAACCAACCUGGACCUGAACCCAGCUGUCCAUCCUUAAAGAGCGACCGGUCCAAGGGUCUCAUUACAAAAUUUAAACAAAGACAGUCAAAUGAUAAAAUAAUCCAUCAGAAAAUCAAAUGUGGACCUGAACCAACCUGUUCAUCUUUAAUGAGCAACAGCUCAAAGGAUUUUGAGGUUCAUUUUAACGGACAACGUUCUCCUGCAGUGAGUGUGGGCCAGGAGUUCCUGGAGGUUCCCCGUGGUCAGUCUGCCCAGCAGCAUAAAAUACAGUUGAAAUCCAUAUUUGUGUUGCUAGAAGACAGCAUUUUGACAUUUGUGAAGAAUGAGCUGAAUAAGAUCCUAUGGGUUCUUGGUGCACAUGACCUUGAAUGUUUAGAGGGUCAGAGGGACAUUGUGGACAUGUUGGAGGGUGAUGAUGAAGAGCAGAGGAGGAGCAUCACAGAGGCAUUUGUAAAGAUCACGCUUCACUUCUUGAAGAGAAUGAAGCAGGAUGAGCUGGCUGAGCAUCUUCAAAGCAACAUGUUUGCUCCAGUUUGUCAACAUAAUCUUAAAUCUCAACUGAAGAAGAAGUUCCAGUGUGUAUUUGAGGGGAUCGCUAAAGCAGGAAACCCAACCCUUCUAAAUCAGAUCUACACAGAGCUCCACAUGACAGAGGGAGGGACUGCAGAGCUCAAUGAUGAACAUGAAGUCAGGCAGAUUGAAACAGCAUCCAGGAAAUCAGACAGACCAGAAACAACAAUCAGACAAGAAGACAUCUUUAAAGCCUCACCUGGAAGAGAUGAACCAAUCAGAACAGUGUUGACAAAGGGAGUGGCUGGCAUUGGGAAAACAAUCUUAACACAGAAGUUUAUUCUGGACUGGGCUGAAGACAAAACCAACCAGGACAUCCAGUUCAUUUUUCCAUUCAGUUUCAGGGAGCUGAACGUGUUGAAAGAUGAAAAGAUGAGCUUGGUGGAACUCGUUCAUCACUUCUUCACUGAAACCAAAGAAGCAGGAAUCUGCAACUUUGAAGACUUCCAGGUUAUGUUCAUCUUUGAUGGUCUGGAUGAGUGUCGACCUUCUCUGGACUUCCACAAAACUAAAAACCUAACUGACCCUACAGAGUCCACCUCUGUGGAUGUGUUACUGACGAAUCUAAUCAGAGGGAACCUGCUUCCCUCCUCUCGUCUCUGGAUAACCACGCGACCUGCAGCAGCCAAUCAGAUUCUUCCUAGGUAUGUUGACAUGGUGACAGAGGUGAGGGGGUUCACUGACCCACAGAAGGAGGAAUACUUUAGGAAGAGAUUCAGAGAUGAGGAGCAGGCCAGCAGGAUCAUCUCUCACAUAAAGACAUCAAGAAGCCUCCACAUCAUGUGUCACAUCCCAGUCUUCUGCUGGAUCACUGCUACAGUUCUGGAGGAUGUCCUGAAAACCAUAGAGGGAGGAGAGCUGCCCAAGACCCUGACUGAGAUGUACAUCCACUUCUUGGUGGUUCAGGCCAAAGUGAAGAAGGUCAAGUAUGAUGGAGGAACUGAAACAGAUCCACACUGGAAUAAAAAGAGUAGGAAGAUGGUUGAGUCUCUGGGAAGACUUUCUUUUGAGCAGCUGCAGAAAGGAAACCUGAUCUUCUAUGAAUCAGACCUGACAGAAUGUGGUAUUGAUAUCAGAGCAGCCUCAGUGUACUCAGGAGUGUUUACACAGAUCUUUAAAGAGGAGAGAGGACUGUACCAGGACAAUGUGUUCUGCUUUGUCCAUUUAAGUGUUCAGGAGUUUCUGGCUGCUCUUCAUGUCCACCUGACAUUUAUUAACUCUGGAGUUAAUCUGCUGGAUGAUCGAAAUACAAUCUCCAAGUGGUCUAAAUUAUUUAAUAAACCUAAACUACAGUUUCUCCACCAGAGUGCUGUGGAUAAGGCAUUGCAGAGUUCAAACGGACACCUGGACUUAUUUCUUCGUUUCCUGCUGGGUUUUUCUCUACAGACAAAUCAGAGUCUCCUACGUGGUCUGCUGACACAGACAGGAAGCUGCUCACAGACAAAUCAGGAAACAGUUCAGUACAUCAAGACGAAGCUCAGUGAGAAUCUGUCUGCAGAGAAAAGCAUUAGCCUGUUCCACUGUCUGAAUGAACUGAAUGACCAUUCUCUAGUGGAGGAGAUUCAACAGUCUCUGAGUUCAGGAAGUCUCUCUACAGAUAAACUGUCUCCUGCUCAAUGGUCAGCUCUGGUCUUUAUCUUACUGUCAUCAGAAAAAGAUCUGGAUGUGUUUGACCUGAAGAAAUACUCUGCUUCAGAGGAAGCUCUUCUGAGGCUGCUGCCUGUGGUCAAGGCUUCCAACAAAGUUCUACUAAGUGACUGUAGUCUGUCAGAAAGAAGUUGUGAAACUCUGUCCUCCAUGCUCAGUUCCCAGCCCUCUAGUCUGAGAGUAUUGGACCUGAGUAACAAUAACCUGACUGAUGUUGGAAUAAAGCUUCUAUCUGCUGCACUGGAGAGUUCACUCGGUACACUGGAAACUCUCAGACUAAAUGUCUGUAACCUCUCAGAGAAAAGCUGUGAAGUUCUCUCAUCAGUCCUGACUUCGCAGUCUUCUAGUCUGAGAGAGCUAGACCUAAGUGACAAUGACCUGAAAGACUCUGGAGUGAAGCUACUAUUGACUGGACUGGAAAGUCCAGACUGUAAAAUGGAAACACUCAGACUGAGUAGCUGUAACCUCUCAAAGAGAAGCUGUGAAACUCUGUCCUCAGUUCUCAGCUCCCAAUCCUGUACUCUGAAAGAGCUGGAUCUGAGUAACAACAACCUGGAGGACUCUGGAGUGAAGAUGCUUAAGAAUCCAAAUUGUACAAUUGUCAGGGUGGAGCCUGCUGGAGUCCGAUGGUUGAGACCAGGUCUGAGGAAGUGUAAGUGUGUUUUUAAUGUGAUUCAUGAAAACAAAGCAGCACACAUUCAACCAUCUUCAAACUGUCACAUCACUCAUUCACAUCUCUGAUGUCAG
Messenger RNA from Haplochromis burtoni (Burton's mouthbrooder), 3564 nucleotides. Its product is annotated as NLR family CARD domain-containing protein 3. The record is from RefSeq and is a predicted model, not a curated record. NCBI's taxonomy places the organism in Eukaryota, Metazoa, Chordata, Actinopteri, Cichliformes, Cichlidae. The coding region runs from base 511 to 3558 and encodes 1015 amino acids. The transcript has 11 exons. Gene Ontology annotation, molecular function: protein binding.